AUGGCUGAAGAAAAUAUCCACAAGCAAGAGUUUACGGUCCGCAACCUGCAAACCCGUAACGUGACUUUCUACCCGACUAGAGCGCACAUAGUUCGAGACAUAAAUGACAUUACUCUGAAGCCAGGUGCGAAUGAAAUAACCAUUUUGGGGCUCACGCCUACGGCAGACGAAACCUCGAUCAAGGUCGAUGGCAAAGGCUCAGCCACCAUCACAGACAUGAUGGUCGAGCUCAUACCAAAUCCAGACAUUUAUGAGAAUGUUUACCCAGAGUCUGAAGACGAUGUCGAAGAGUCGGAAGACGACCAGAGUGAAUCAGAACCCGAGUCAGAUGCCACCAAAGCUCUAGCAGAUGAAAAGAGACGGAAUGAUGGAUCUGUCAUGGAAGCUAACGAGGAGAAGAAAGCCGCUGCGAGCCGCUUAGCGAUGCUGGAGAGUUACGGGCGAAGUUUCGAGAAAGACCGACCCAACGACCUUAAAGGCUGCAUCUCUGCCUAUCGUGAAGAGCGCAAGAAGGCGUUCGAGGUUCACAAAGAGAGCGAAGACAAGAUCAAGUCUUUGGAGAAAGAACGGUUCAAUAUACUCAAGCGGCAGGUCAAAGAUUCAAAGGCCACCGUGAAGGAGAAGGGGAAGGCCUCUAAAGAGAAGUCCAAGAAGCUUGAAAAGAAGCAGAAGCUACUUCAAGAGAAGUCGAAUGCGAAACGCAGCCUGAAGGAGGAGCGAGUCCAAUUCUGGCCUCGACGCGUCUACCGAGUCACUCUGAGUCUUGACACCAAUUCCGAGUUGACCCCUGCAUCCUCACGCCGAGGAUCAAUUGACAACCUCACAAAACCCACGUUGGAAUCACCAUCCUCGGAUUCCUGCCAGAUCUCUCUAUCCGUCUCUUACAUCACGAACUCGGCAUAUUGGUCUCCGAGAUACGACUUGUCCUUGGAUACUGUUGCCAGCUCUGGUCUCAUCAUAUAUCGCGCUGAAUUCUGCAACACCACCUCCGAGACAUGGAAAGAUGCGCAGGUUAUUCUAUCUACAUCUCAAACUGCAUUCCAAGGACUUGGAGAGCCAAUACCAACCAUGCUUCCUUGGCAUAUACGGCUUAGUAAAGGGCUUUCAAGGACAGCCGAUGGCACCAAUGGCGCUCUAAUGAGCGUCUACGAAAUGGAAAACAGGCGCAAAGGCCCAAUGAACGUGGCUAGCAGAUCUAUCGAGCCUCGCAAUGUACUUUUUGGAUUAAGCGGAGUGUCUUUUGCCCCUCAACAAGCCGCUUUCAAGGGUCAGCAACAGGCCAUGCAGAAUGUGCAGAGGCAACAACAAAUGCAGCAGCAAUACGUGCAACAACAGCAAAUGCAGCAAGCGCAAGUCCAAGCAGGUUUUGGCCAAGCCGCUCAGCAGCAGAGUGCGUCUGCCGGUCUCUUCGGCAGCAGUAAUGCGACAUCAAACGUGGCCAGCUCCAACUCAGCGCUCUUUGGCUCGUCAAGCGCAGGAAUUCCAUCUUCGGAACGUAAUGAUGCCCUACAGGAUAACCAGAUGCAGAUGAUGCUGUUGGAGCAACAAAACAAAAAGCGCAUGCUCAUGGCUCGACAAGAACAAGAUACCGUACGUGGAGCCGUCGGCUAUGGCGAAGGUCUUGACGACGGUAACGCCGAGACCAUUAUACCAGACUUACCUACUCUUGGCACCCAGGAAUCCGAAUGGACUGAAUCUGGGUUGACUACCGCCUACGGAAUACCAGGAUUGCGCACGGUCGCACCUAGCUUUACCACACGUCGCCACAAGAUCGCGUCGGUACAUCUCAAAGACGUCCAUCUGUCUUAUGUCCUCGUCCCAAAACUUCGAGUAGCAGCCUUCUUAAAGGCCCGUCUCCGUAACACCUCAUCCGUUGCACUCCUCAAAGGACCAGCUGGGCUUACGCUGGACGGCUCGUUCCUCGGCAACACGAACCUGCCUCGCUGCAGCGCUGGCGAACACUUCCAUCUCAGCCUAGGUGUCGAUCCCAGCGUCAACGUGACCUAUUCCAAACCGGUUGUCAAAAGAUCACAAACUGGCGUUUUCAAUUUCACCAAAGAAGGCAGUGGCGUCUACACGCGGACUUGCACGAUUACUAACACUAAAUCCAAUCGCGCAAUCGAGGGCACAGUGCUCGAUCAAAUUCCUGUGAGCGAGGAAGACCGUCUAAGAGUGGAAGUUCUCCAGCCUCUCGGCCUAAAAACAGAGGGCGAUGCGGUGAAGACUGGUACUGGCGUUGUAGGGAAAGGGAAGGAGACUUGGGGAAGGGCGACCGCGGUGUUGAAGAAGGGUGGAGAGGUGGCUUGGGAAGUCAAAAUUGAACCGGGACGGGGAGCAAAAUUAGUCCUGGAGUACGAGGCCAAGUUCCCAAGCGCCGAGACGGUCGUUUGUGUCUGA
Messenger RNA from Letharia columbiana, 2397 nucleotides. RefSeq lists its product as uncharacterized. Lineage: Eukaryota; Fungi; Ascomycota; Lecanoromycetes; Lecanorales; Parmeliaceae. Bases 1 to 2397 code for a protein of 798 amino acids. The transcript is spliced from 3 exons. The record is from RefSeq and is a predicted model, not a curated record.